UCAAUCAUAACUUGCGGUGAGCAAAUUAAAACGAUGACUCUUUCAAGUUCUAAGAUAUUUGGGCCCACAAAUGAGAGUCAAAGCUCAUGACUUGACUCAGAUGCUAUCUCUCUUUGUAGUUCCCAUUUAUAUAAAUGCUCGUCUCGAAGUUCAUUAGUAUUCACAGAAGAGAGAGAGAGAGAGAUGGAAGUGGAGAAGAUGAGUAUUAACAUGAAUUGCGCUAGUAAGCAUGAUGAUGAUGAUGAUGAUGUUCAGCUUCCUGGGUUUAGGUUUCAUCCCACAGACGAAGAACUUGUAGGGUUUUAUCUGCGUCGCAAGGUUGAGAAGAGACCAAUCAGUAUCGAGCUUAUCAAACAAGUUGAUAUCUACAAAUUCGACCCCUGGGAUCUUCCAAAGGCUAGUAAUGUGGGAGACAAGGAAUGGUACUUUUUCUGUAAAAGAGGAAGAAAAUACAGAAACAGCAUAAGACCUAAUAGAGUGACUGGGUCUGGGUUUUGGAAGGCAACCGGUAUCGACAGGCCUAUAUAUUCCAACGGUGGAGAAGGCCGAGAAUGCAUCGGACUCAAGAAAUCGUUGGUAUACUAUCGCGGGAGCGCCGGAAAGGGGACCAAAACUGAUUGGAUGAUGCAUGAGUUUCGCCUUCCGGCCGAACACGAUGACAAGAGUACCAAACACAUCGAUGUUAAGAACAUCGCUCAAGAAGCCGAAGUUUGGACACUAUGUAGGAUUUUAAAGCGAAACGUAUCCUACAGAAAGUGCAUACCAGAUUGGAGAGAACUCUCUGCCAAACGAAACCCUGUCGAUGCGAGUUCUAAAACCUGCAGCAUCGAUGAGUCAGACAGUCAUGAAGGCUUCAACAUCGACUUCAGAGCUCCGGUGAUUCGACAGAACGAGAAGAAGCUCUUUGCUAGCCAUUUGGGUGAAACAAACCAGAGGAUGGUAGGGCAGUUGAGCUCCAUAUCUCAUCAAACUCCGACCACCGGAACUUACUCGAGCUUUUACAGUCACGAUGUGAACGAGUUCAUCAAGUUUGGGGAUUGGGAUGAGCUCAGAUCAGUUGUGGAGUUUUCUGUUGAUCCAUUCCCCAUGUGAAUAGUUAAUACUUAGGUUUAGUGAUUGCAUAACAGAGAUCAUAUAAUUUUGGGACUUUUAUCAGACCGUUAAUUAUAUGGAAGUUUUUUUUUUUUUUUUCGCUACUGCUAUUGACUUGGGGUUUUUGGAGA
Camellia sinensis is the source of this 1223-nucleotide messenger RNA. Its product is annotated as transcription factor JUNGBRUNNEN 1-like. The record is from RefSeq and is a predicted model, not a curated record. Gene Ontology annotation, biological process: regulation of DNA-templated transcription. Gene Ontology annotation, molecular function: DNA binding. NCBI's taxonomy places the organism in Eukaryota, Viridiplantae, Streptophyta, Magnoliopsida, Ericales, Theaceae.